AAUAUUUACUACAAAUAGUGAUCCUAUAGUUGCAAUCGAACUUCCAAAAUUAUAUACCUGGGAUUUUAAAACUGAAGAUUACAAAUUAAUUCUUAAUAAAAAUAGUCAAAUUACAAAUAAUUAUAAGGGCAGUAUUUUUGUGUGCUAUGAAAAUACAUACGAAGCUGUGUAUAAAGCUAAAAGUGCAAAUGUAAAAGCUCCAAAAAUUGUCACUAGAAGAACUCCAAAAAGAAGAAAUC
Molecule: messenger RNA, 239 nt
Organism: Racocetra persica
Lineage: Eukaryota; Fungi; Glomeromycota; Glomeromycetes; Diversisporales; Gigasporaceae
Source: the annotation of a GenBank genome assembly